UGAACAAAACCCUCGACAUCAGCUCUUCCUCUAAGACAAAAUGACGACGAUGAAGGCGUCUAUGAAGGGCAGCUACGGCACCGAAAAGGGCGCGGCCGCGGCAAACGUCGCCUUUUUCGCCAGUGACGUCAAGCUCCGCGCUUCUCUCACCGACGCCACCGUCUUCGGCGGCCACAGCCUCAACGGCUUGGUUCUCGCCGUCGAAAAACCCGGCGUCUUCAUCGUCGACUACAACGUCCCCAAAAAGGACUUUAGGUUUCAGUUCAUGAACACGGUUAGGGUUGUAGAUAAGCCCUUGAAUCUGACUUACAUACACAGCAAAGGCGACAACCGGACUAUUCUGGACGGGACUCUGGUGCUUAAUACGGCCAACAAGGUCUCCGCGAAUCACGUGCUCGGCACGGGGAACGGGAAGUUGAAGUACAGCUAUGUGCACGGUGGGGUGACCACGUUCGAGCCCAGCUAUGACUUGGCUAAGAACUCGUGGGACUUUGCGGUUUCGAGGAGGGUUUAUGGUGAUGAUGUGUUCAGGGCGAGCUACCAGACUUCGAGCAAGCAUUUGGGGCUUGAAUGGAGCAGGAAUUCCAAAAUGAACGGCUCUUUCAAGGUGUCAGCAUCUUACAACUUAGCCGAGGAGGAUCGCAAUCAACGGAUGUUGCCAAAGUUAACAGCUGAGAGUACUUGGGAUUUUGAGAUGUGAUUGCUUAUAGUAAUAUGAUGAUUUGUUCCAUUUGCGGUUUAAAAUUUCCUGUAGUGCGUUGGACAGCUUAUAUCGGCUGCUGUUGGCUUUGAAACAUCUCGUUGCUGUUAUAGUGUCCCCAUUAGUGACUAGUGAGCAUUUACAAUUGGCAGCUUGGCAUCAUUGUUACUCG
Argentina anserina (silverweed cinquefoil) is the source of this 872-nucleotide messenger RNA. RefSeq names its product outer envelope pore protein 24, chloroplastic. Gene Ontology annotation, biological process: regulation of monoatomic ion transmembrane transport. Lineage: Eukaryota; Viridiplantae; Streptophyta; Magnoliopsida; Rosales; Rosaceae. Gene Ontology annotation, molecular function: voltage-gated monoatomic cation channel activity. The transcript is spliced from 3 exons. The record is from RefSeq and is a predicted model, not a curated record. Bases 41 to 700 code for a protein of 219 amino acids.